Messenger RNA from Geodia barretti, 5700 nucleotides. The record is from the annotation of a GenBank genome assembly. Lineage: Eukaryota; Metazoa; Porifera; Demospongiae; Tetractinellida; Geodiidae.
GUGGCACUACCAAUUAGAUUACAACGCCCGCGGCUUUGUGGCCAGCUUGCAUACUCUGAUUGCAGCUAGAGCUAGGAGAGUGUUGAGAACAAGCCAGAGUCGAGAAGGGGAAGGGGAGCUUUUAGAGCGGCAGGCAUGAGUUUCCCGGGGGAGAGAUCGGGGAUGACUGCGGCCUCGACGAACCAAUGGUUCCACAAAAACAUCGGGAGGAUGGAGACGGAGAAGCUUCUCGUGGAGAACACAGAGGAUGGAUCGUUUCUCAUCCGCAAGAGCGACAACGUCAAGGGAGCCUACGUCCUCUCCACCAUCUAUCAACAACGUAUACACCACUAUAGGAUCAUACCCACUGAAGACGGGCUGUUGUCUGUUCAGGCACAAGAAGGUGUUGAGAAGCGGCCGUUUCGUUCUCUGGAGGACCUUGUUGAUUACUACAGUCACAGGGGGCGUGGCCUCGUGUGUCCACUGGUCCGGCCCAUCGCUCAGACCAAUGAGGACGAGGAGCCACCUGACUCAGAUGACGAACAUGAGCUGGACGACGGUAACAGAGAGGAGAAGAUUGUGUCCAAGUUUUUGCUGGCCUCUCUCUCAACCCUCACCCUCAACAUUGAUAGUGACGAUGGUUUCAUAGACAGACUGAAAGCCUACCUGACUGGUGACAUAUCGGUCGACAUACAGAGCAUGGUCAGUCCUGCCCCACAGCUCACCCACCUCAAACUACUGCUGAAGGAAGACUGCGAAAUCAUUCAUAAGUAAGUCAACCAACUUUCUUCACUCAACUAAACGCACAAUUUAGAAUGCAACUGCACAAUAAAACUACCACAGUAGCACGGCAUUGACUACCAUGUGCAUAUCUUGUUAACACACACACACACACACACACACACACACACACGCGCGCACAGGGGACUAGACCGUCUGAUGGAGAGAGUCGACCUCUUACAGUCUCUAUUCGAGAGAGCCGGUGGGGCGAAGGAAGUCGGGAAAAGAUCCUCCCUCUCUAGAAGAAGACGCUCUCGGGCCGGGGAGACAGAUUUCGACUCGCUGAGUUUGAAACUGAGGGAAUGCUCGGAGUCUGUACAGAGCCUUGAAACGACAUCGUUCCAGAUGCUGCGAGAGUUGAGUGCCGGUAUAACCGGUCAGUCUAGACCUGCCGGCUCCCUCGGGCAGGUGGCUCCUCUAGUAGGUGGCCCGCCUAACAACACACCUAGCAACGGGGAACAAGAAGACGAAGAAGAAGAAGUAGAAGUAAUGUUUGAGACAAAGACUGAAGGGCUCGGCCACGGCAGAAAGUACAACAUCGCCGUGAACCUUGCCGAGGGAAAACUCACCUUCAAGAAGCACGGAGAAAGCAACAGUUCAUCCUACAGUCAUCAACAGGUUCUGCAGCUGAUAAAGAGCAGGUCUAAGGAACAGAGACUAGGCAUUCUGCUGGCCGGACAGAACAGAAAAGACCACAACUUUAUUAACAUGCAGGCAAGGGAGCAGUUCUGUCAGCUGAUUCAGCUGAUCCGGAACCGAAUGAAGGCGGGAACGGGAAUGGACCAGGACUCCGUCUCUAUAUUCGUCGGUACUUGGAACAUGGGCGAUGCCAGCCCGCCCGGAGACAUCUCGUCCUGGUUCCGUUCUGCCGGGAAGGGAAAGACUCUUCCUCACGCACUGGCUCAACCCCACGACAUAUAUGCCAUCGGAACGCAGGAGUGCAAUGUGAGCGAGAAAGAAUGGCUGUCCAAGAUCCGAGGGACACUCAAGAUGGUGCACGACAUGGACUACGAGAAACUGGCCUCCCAGACUCUGUGGGGGAUUCGCCUCGUCAUUUUCGUCAAACCGGAACACAUCAACAAGAUCACCCACGUUCAGGGCUCGCAAGUCCGCACGGGCAUUGGCAACGCUCUAGGGAAUAAGGGAGGAGUUGGUAUAACGUUCUUCUAUGGCAGUGUCUCGAUGUGCUUCAUCAACUGCCACCUCACCUCCGGCAACGAGAAAUGCAGCAGGCGCAACCAGAACUACUACGACAUUCUGAAGGGCAUGGGGGCUCUGAAGCAGCGGAAACUAAACCAGUUUUUCCUGACAAACCAGUUUCACCACCUGUUUUUCUUUGGCGACCUCAACUAUCGGGUGGACCUCGGGGCGACGGAAAUCGUCGAGUUUGCCAAGAGGGAAAACCACGGGUCCAUCUUCAAGGAGGACCAGUUGAGGAAACAGAUGGAGCAGAAGAAGAUUUUCGUGGGUUUUGACGAAGCUCCGAUUCUGUUUCCCCCGACCUACCGUUUUGCGAGAGGUCGUCGCUCACUCGACGACUAUGUGUGGGUGAAGCAGAAGAGGGCGGGGAUAAGAUUGAAUGUUCCGUCGUACUGCGACAGAGUGCUGUGGUGCUCGUACCCCGGAACCAUCAUCGCCAACAGUUCUUACGGUGCAUGUACCGAUAUCAUGACUAGUGACCACUCCCCCCUCUUCGCUUCGUUCCAAGUGGGCGGAGUCAAACAGUUUGUCCCCGAACCAGGGCGUGGUCUCGGUAGUGGAGAGAAUCAGACGUUUAUCAUAGUGGACAGCCUCAAAGCCAAGAUUCAGACUAGCAGCAAAACGUCCUUCUUCGUAGAAAUCUACUCCAACUGUUUCGAAGGUGUCCAGAGGGGCAGUGUGAACGACGAGUGGAUCGACACUCAGGCUGGGUACGUCUGGCCCGUCUGGUGUGGCAGAGACCACGUCUUCAAGGUGCCUCCCAUAGUGACACAGUUGGAGUAUCUGGAGCAGCAGCACAUUCUCAUUCUCCUCAAAUCAACUGAGAGUGACGAAUCAUAUGCCGAGUGUUGUGUGUCUCUGCGAGGACUCUUUGCUCCCGCACCGGUCAGCGUCACAAAGACACUCAUCCACCAAGGACAGGAGAUUGGAGUGCUCGAAGCCUACAUUCAUGUGACUCUGGAUCAUUAUCCAAAGCCAGAAGAAGAUCUAUACUCUGACCUCAAUUUUAUCACUGCCGAUGACAGCUCUGAUUUGGACAGCGGUCGGAAUCGCGCCAUUGCUCACAGCUUUAUUAACUCUACCAGCAAUGGAGUUGGUGGUCGGACAUCGAGCAUGUCGGAUCGCUCAAUCCACCACGUGGCUCGCAGCAGUACACACUCCUCCUCCUCCUCCUCCUCCUUCUCCUCACUCACGUCGCUGCGAUCACACGUCUCACAACAGCCCCUCCCCUCUCCCCCUGUACCGGCGGAGAAGCCACCACCAGUUCCCAUUUCCAGCCCGCCUCCCCCACUUCCAAAGAGAAGAGACCUGUCUCAUCGGCCUUCUUCUGCACAAGAUUCCCCCCACCAACCACCCACUCCUGUCGCUAGGAAACCAGAGAGCAUUGCCGUUACUGGACGGCAGGAAUCCACAGCACUGUUACAAGCUCUUUCAGUGACAUCAUCCGGGGUUAGUUGGGCGAACAAGCAAGCCCACCUAGUCAUCUGAAUCGUGUUAUAAUUGCAUGUUUCAGCGCUAUAAUGUAUAUGCUGGUUUGCUCACCUAUAAUGUGUACUGUAAGUGUGUAACUGCUGACACGGAUAGCUUUCUUCAGUUCAGUGCAUAUUGUAGUGUAUCUUGUUCUUCAGGAUGCAGCUGGUCGACGGGGUAGUGCCCCACACCACCAGCUGCUACUAGCCCACCAGAACCAGCUCACCCCACCAGAACCAGCUCCCCGCACUCACCACCCUCCCACACUCCCCGGGGGAAACCCCCCAAUCCCUCUUCGUCGGAACCAGUCCCUGCGGAAAGUCGGAAAAAACUCGGACGACGGUCCAUCUGUCCCACCUCGACACAGUUCUCGCGAUCGUCUCGAACUCCCUCCUCCUCCUCUCCCUCCUAAAUCGCCCGAGCCAACCUCACUCAACAGGGCAAUAGAAGCUUCGCGCAAGCUGUCGUCGGUCGAAGAUCUGCUCUCACUGCACGGCCUGUCGCAGUACACAAAGAAACUGGUCGAAAACGGGUAUGACGACAUUCUUUUCAUCUCGGAGAUCACGGACAUCGAGCUGAUCGAGAUUGGAGUUGCUUCACCGGCAGAAAGAGCUAGAUUGCUGAAAAUUUUCUCCGCCUAUGCAUCAUGACAUUUAUGUGCAAUAGACUAAUAAACUAUCUGUGUCUGUACUGUUCUUGUAUAUACAUGAUAAUGUGCACUUGCGCUGUUUCUUUGUGUGUUUGUUGUGUGUUUAAUGCGCAUGCGCGUAUAAUUCGCUCGUUUGCGUGGGUGGACUUGCCCACGCCCACAAAUUAGUUUAUAACCUCGGACGAUACGCACGACCACCUCACAUUUUGGAGCCAACUACACGAGUCUUGUGGGAAGAAGCAGUAUUGGCAGUUAGCUGAGAAAGUUAGGCAGCUUUCGUAGGUCGGGAAAUGGCGGAUUCAACCCCACCCAGCAUAGCCGUACUGAGCGAGACGACUGAUCAGGACGGUGUUGGAGGAGAAGGAGGAGAAGAAGUGAAGCAGAGUUUGGAAUCACUCCUGUCUCGCUCGGACAGCGCCAGCGUGGACGAGGAUGGGGACGAAGGGGAGUCCUCGACGCUGGCCGUCCCGAGCACCUCGCAGGGGAAAUCGAGAGAUACCAGCCGAAAAGGCCGCAAGAUAUCUUUGAACGUGAAGGAAGUCGAAGCGAUAAAGGAAGGCUAUUUGGAUCGAGCUGGCAGAUUUCAGAGAUGGAACAAAAAGUACCUGAGAAUAGUAGGGGACCUUCUCUAUCUCUCAAAAAACGCAGAGGACAAGCUUCAUGAAGAAAUAGUCCUCAAAGAUGCUAAUGUUGCAGAAAACAGCACCAAGAAUGUCAACCACAGCUUUUCCGUCAUCACUCCCUACCAGCAAGUACUGUUUGCGGCUCCGACUCGCAAGAGCAUGGAAGAGUGGAUGACCGCUUUUCGAGUCGCGUCACAACAGACACCAAGUCUGGACAUCCUCCAGCACCUUGAAGGCCAGCACGCUUGGUUCUCUUGCUCGCACCACCGACGCACCUACUGCAACGUGUGUCGGGAGCGGCUCCACGGGGUCGCGUGGCACGGACUCUCUUGCGAGGUGUGCAAGAUGAAGUCCCAUCGUCGCUGCGUCUUUCAGCUGAAGGAGAAAUGCAAGUGGACAACCAGAUCCAGUCUAGAGCAGGCCGGAGUCAGAAUUGAACAAGAUUACUCUAUACCUCACAUGUGGGUGGAGGGGAAUCUUCCGGCGGGGUCAAAGUGCACCGUGUGCCAGCGAGCCUGUGGAAGUCUCAUGAAACUCCAAGACUUCCGCUGCGUCUGGUGCAAAUGGACGGUCCACACCGAGUGCCAGGAUAAGGUUGAAAAGACGUGUACGUUGGGAGAUCUCCAACUGUCCAUCCUGCCGCCGUCUGCUCUCCAGCGAUCUGACGCCAUCCGGAAAGGAAUGUGGGAGCCGUACAAGAUGGUGGGGCAUAGUCCAGUGCUGGCUAUGGUAAACUCCAAGAGCGGAGACAGUCAGGGAGUGAAGUUUCUUCGAAAGCUCAAGUACUGGUUGAAUCCAGUCCAAGUAUUUGACCUAGCCAUCACUGGACCUGACCUUGGGUUGCAGUUGUUUCAGCGUUUUGAAAAGUUCCGUAUCAUUGUGUUUGGUGGAGAUGGGAGUGUGGGGUGGGUACUGUCAGCUGUGGAUCGCUUCAACCUUCACUCCAAGGUACACACACACACACACAAACACAGAUGAGAAUAUUUCACACAUACAUAC